GUUGCGCCGCUACCCGCGGGAUUUGAAUCGGCGGCAGCGUCAUGGGGGCUCAGUCGUUGCCACCAGCCUGGCAGCUCUAUCUCAAGGACCACCGCGCCUCAACGUUCAAGAACUGGCCCUUCCUGGAGGGCUGCGCCUGCACUCCGGAGCGAAUGGCCGAGGCUGGCUUCAUCCAUUGCCCCACUGAAAACGAGCCCGACUUGGCCCAGUGUUUCUUCUGCUUCAAGGAGCUGGAAGGCUGGGAGCCAAGUGACAACCCCAUAGAGGAACAUAAAAAGCAUUCAUCUGGGUGUGCGUUCCUUUCUGUCAAGAAGCGUCUUGAAGAAUUAACCCUCAGUGAAUUUUUGAAACUGGACAAAGAAAGAACCAAGAACAAAAUUGCAAAGGAAACCAACAGCAAGCAGAAAGAAUUCGAAGAAACUGCCAAGAAAGUCCGGCGUGCUAUGGAGCAGCUGGCUACCUUGGAGUGAACCGGCCGCGGCCCCUGGCCCACAGCGACGUGCCUUUCCCACGUGCUCCCUGCGUUGCUGCCUUUCCGUGGGGCCCUCAGCAGGACCUAGGAAGGAGAACGCCAACGUUUAGCCUGAGUCUUGUUUUCUCCCCAAGCGGUGUCAGCGCCCCUCCGCCUGCACAGUGGUGCUGUGCCCCUCUCCCUCGUAGGGGCCUGGGCUCUGUGGAGCCCCGGCCUGGAGCUGAGAGCAGGGAGGGCCGUCCCUGUGACUCGGCUGACGGCGGUGAGGAGGCACCUGCCGCGGAAGGAGCGGCUGGUCUUGGUGUUUCCCCUGGGCUUCUCCCAACUCGCCUGCCUUCCAGCGUGACGCCUCCUACAGGGUGAUGGAAUAAAUUAAUUUUAA
This is a messenger RNA of Sciurus carolinensis (gray squirrel), 854 nucleotides long. RefSeq names its product baculoviral IAP repeat containing 5 (gene Birc5). The record is from RefSeq and is a predicted model, not a curated record. The coding region runs from base 42 to 470 and encodes 142 amino acids. The transcript is spliced from 4 exons. NCBI's taxonomy places the organism in Eukaryota, Metazoa, Chordata, Mammalia, Rodentia, Sciuridae.